UGUGACAGUUGUGACGUGCGGUGAUUGUGAUAUUAUUAAUAAUUACCCAUGGCAGAUGUGAAGUGAAAAGGAGUUUAAAAGUCCGUCCACAAACCACAAACAGCGGUCGUUCAAACUUAUUUGCGUGUCCAUGGUACUAAAAAGAGCUUUUUAUUUUAUUUUUCUCUGCUUUAACAAGUCAUCGAUUUUAACAUCUGCCAUCACUUUUUGGAGAGACUUUCAAGAACUCGAUAGCAUCAGAAAGGCUACACUUUAGAAAUUAAUGAUAUUAACAACAACAACAACAAAACGAUAAGAGAAGUAAUUAGAUUUUUUACGAAGUUUUAAAAAACUAACCAAUCCUUUUUGUUGUUGUUUUGUGACACUCCUAAAUAUAAACUAGAAGAUCUGUCCGCUCCCGGAUCUAAUUUCCUCCCUGUGCUUAAAGUCGGAGUGGAUGCGCCAGAGGGGAGAUGAGCGCUCAUAAGGGAGGGACGAACCAAGUCAAGUUUGGAGGAGCGCACGGCCACAGUGAGAGCGACGGCACCAGGGGAGACACGGAACAUCUUCUCCUCAUUCUGUUCCAUCUUAUUUCCCCCAUUGACUGCACUGACUGCUGUCCUGGUCUUUUUAUUUUUUAUUUUUUUGUAAAUAAAGGGGGAUCCUUGAUUGGGCACACAGGAGGAAAGGAUGACGCCUUCCCUGGGGUUGACUUUGAUGUUUCUUCUGAUAGAUUUGCAGACUCAAGACUGUGUCGCAUCCAAAGCGGAGGACCGGCUCUUCAGGAAGCUUUUUAGACGGUACAACCAGUUCAUCAGACCAGUGGAGAAUGUUUCUGAUCCUGUUACCGUGGAGUUUGAGGUCUCCAUCUCGCAGCUUGUUAAAGUCGAUGAGGUGAAUCAGAUCAUGGAAACAAAUUUAUGGCUCCGACAUAUUUGGAACGAUUACAAAUUAAGAUGGACGCCAGCAGAGUUUGAUGGGAUUGAAUUCAUCCGAGUUCCCUCAAAUAAGAUUUGGAGACCUGAUAUUGUUCUCUACAACAAUGCUGUGGGUGACUUCCUGGUAGAGGAUAAGACCAAAGCAUUGCUGAAGUAUGACGGUACGAUCACCUGGGUUCCUCCUGCCAUUUUUAAAUCCUCAUGCCCAAUGGAUAUCACCUACUUCCCUUUUGACUAUCAAAACUGCUCCAUGAAGUUUGGCUCCUGGACUUAUGACAAAGCCAAGAUUGACCUUGUACUCAUUGGAUCCAAGGUAAAUCUCAAAGACUUCUGGGAAAGCGGGGAAUGGGAAAUCAUUGACGCUCCGGGCUACAAACAUGACAUCAAGUACAACUGCUGUGAGGAGAUCUACCCGGACAUCACGUACUCCUUCUACAUCCGUCGCCUGCCGCUGUUCUACACCAUCAACCUCAUCAUCCCCUGCCUCCUCAUCUCUUUCCUGACAGUGCUGGUUUUCUACCUCCCAUCUGACUGUGGAGAGAAGGUCACGCUCUGUAUCUCCGUCCUGCUCUCCCUCACUGUGUUCCUGCUCGUGAUCACAGAGACCAUCCCCUCAACAUCACUGGUCAUCCCACUCAUCGGAGAGUACCUGCUCUUCACGAUGAUCUUCGUCACACUCAGCAUUGUCAUAACCGUGUUCGUGCUGAACGUGCACUACCGCACGCCCAUGACACACACCAUGCCGUGCUGGGUGCGGUCCGUGUUCCUCAAAGUGCUGCCCAGGAUUAUGCUGAUGCGUAGGCCGAUAGAUGAGGAGGGUAAGGCCGGGUGGUUGGACGGCAGUGGGGAAGCAGGAGGAGCUGGAGGGGGAGGAGGAGGCGGAGGAGGGAAAGGACGGAGGAAGAGGAAGAACAGCUUGAUUCAGCAGGUUGGAGAAGGUUCCCUCAACUGUCUGGAGGUUGGUGGGGACAGUAAGCUCAUGGCCAUGGAGGGCUGCACUGGCAAGAAAUGUCCCUGCCCCUGCCAGCAUGUGAGGGAAACCCCAGAGACACCAGAGUCUGGAAAGGUGCCUCGUCAGCUGAGUCCACAGAACAUAAACACGGUGAUGGCCUUCUCCGUGGUGUCGCCCGAGAUCAGACAGGCCAUCGAGAGCGUCAAGUACAUAGCUGAGAACAUGAGGAGCAGGAACAAGGCCAAAGAGGUAGAAGACGACUGGAAGUAUGUUGCUAUGGUCAUUGACAGAAUCUUCCUCUGGGUCUUUGUGACGGUGUGCGUCCUGGGAACCAUGGGCCUCUUCAUCCAGCCCCUUUUUGGUUUCGUCUCGUAACCGUUGUAAAACUCAGGGUUCUCAGCCACAUUGUGACAACCAACACUAAGAGAACUCUUUUUUCUCAGUCAACUUAUCACUGGAUGCAGUCCUGAGCCUUAAAGCAUCACUGGAUGUGCUGGCUUUCCUCAAUAAAAGUAUUGCAAAGUUAAGAGAAAUUUUUAAUUUCAUUUGUUGGUGUACUGCAAUAUGGUAGCGAAGAUUGUAAUGUAGUUAUUGUAUAUAUCUGAUGACUGCUUAUUUUUACCAAAGUGAUUAUCUUAAUUUUCCCCUUGUUAGGAUCAUGUAAAAUUUAGGAUGUAGUGGUUCUUUCAAUGAUGUGGUAAAUUUAGAUUUUUGGAUAGUAGAUUAAUUGCCAUAACUGCUUAAGUUCUUAAAAAAAACGCAGCCAGAAAUAACACAGCUGGGCUGAUAUUUAAUCUAGGUUGUUGUGUUUUAGUUCUGAUUUAUAUGUGAUGGACAUGCACGUAAAUUGAUUACAAGUGUAAAAUGUGAAAAAAACUGCUGCAGAAAAACCACAGCCAUUGAGUCAGGGAAAUAAUUUGUGGAUUGUAGAAUACAUACACAGAAGAGAAGGCUGUAAUGUUUUAAUGACUUGGUCAAACAAAACAGAGCCAUGUUGCUCUCCAGUUGGGUUACAUAAAAUAACAAGGUAGUGCACCAGCAACACCACUUAGAAGUUGGGUUUUAAUGCGGGCCUCUGACACCAACCGUGCAAAAUCGCAAUGAUCAGGCUUUCAUCUUAUAUUUUAAAUGAGAUCGGAACAUAUACCU
Molecule: messenger RNA, 3018 nt
Organism: Xiphophorus hellerii (green swordtail)
Lineage: Eukaryota; Metazoa; Chordata; Actinopteri; Cyprinodontiformes; Poeciliidae
Product: neuronal acetylcholine receptor subunit alpha-3-like
Exons: 8
Coding region: 670-2244 (524 amino acids)
Biological process (GO): monoatomic ion transmembrane transport
Cellular component (GO): postsynaptic membrane
Molecular function (GO): transmembrane signaling receptor activity; acetylcholine-gated monoatomic cation-selective channel activity
Source: RefSeq, a predicted model, not a curated record